Petromyzon marinus (sea lamprey) is the source of this 7960-nucleotide messenger RNA. RefSeq names its product microtubule-associated protein RP/EB family member 3-like. Gene Ontology annotation, molecular function: microtubule binding. Lineage: Eukaryota; Metazoa; Chordata; Hyperoartia; Petromyzontiformes; Petromyzontidae. The record is from RefSeq and is a predicted model, not a curated record.
GGGGCCCUUUGGCUUGCGCGCCUGUGCCGCUGCAUCAGCGGUUUAGUUUUUUUCUUUCCCUACGCCUGUUUAAAAAUACAAACACGCUCGCCUCCGCCAAUUAGUCCAGCAGGAACAGUCGUCGUCGACGUCGACGUCAUGAACAGCAGCAGCAGCCACAACCAAUCCACUGCUGGGUGAAGGUCUCCCAAAGCUGUGGCCCUCUCCCGUGCUUCCUGCGGUGCGACAUCAACGGAGCGCAUCCACGCAAGCCGACCGAAUAAUCGCUCCAUCACCUUGUGGACAUCCUCCACCUCUCUCUCUCUCUCUCGGGCGCGUUCCCUCCCUUAGCUGCUACUCCGUCCUCGUAGUCUCGGCCACCGGCCACCAUCCCGUGUCGCCAUGACGCGUCCUGCCCAAGCACAACUUUCUCUUCCUCGCAGUGACGGUGUGGUGGUGCCUCAAACGCGCGUGCGUUCUCGAGUCCACGCCGUCCCCUUCCUGCCUUGCCAGCGCAAGCACAAUAACGUACCCACCUCCCCACGCUUCUUUGCGCGCGUUCCAACCUUUUGUUCCGUCCUCCGUAUCGACGUCCGUGUUUAUGAUCCACCCCGGCUCAGCAAUAGGAAGAGUUAGGGGGUGGCGGUCGUGGUGUGGGUGGCGGGCGCGAAUGUUGUGGCGCUGAGAGACCAAGGAGGUCGCGGCGCGUGGAACGGAACCUUUCGGGGGCCGGGUUGGGGGCGGUUCAGCACGAAUCGCAGCCAAUUCCCGCGGCACUGCAGCCGCGCGCAUCACCUCUGCGGGCACAGCAGAGCCUCUUGUUUAAUCUUCCGAGCGAAAGAUAAAGCCACGCCGCCUCUCACAGAAAUUUUAAGCGAUCAAAAGCUCACGGCGGCGUCCCGGAGGUUGUGUCGUGAGCGCGUGCGUGGGGAAGGGGUGGGGGACGAGAGUGCCACAUCAUAGGCUCGGUGUUGCAAUGAGCGCCACGUAUUCUGGCUGCAGUGUUCACGUCCUCGAUGGAUUUUCUUCCGAUCAGCGCAGGGCUUUAAAAUAAAUGAACGUCGUUGUCUCCCCAACCCCCCGUGGGUUUUAAACAAUUUGCGCCAUCGGACGUGAGUCAUCACGACAUGAAUCAUCAUCCGCUCCGAGCUCUCGAUCAGCGGCGUGCAACCCGUCCUACUAGAGAGCGGCUCGUGGAAGCGGACACCGCAGAGUUACCUCUGAGAUCCCUUCAAGUCACCUCUGGUCCACAAAAGGAGGCAGCAAUCUCCCACCCUCUCUGCCACCAAAAUGAAUCGAUGUUUACAUUCACACGGCUGGAAUUUAGGCAAAUUGAUUGCAGAAGCAAACGUAAUGCCAUGGGAUUUUUUUAGUAAGGCAUCACGUGAGCCAUGCACGCGCACGGUUAAUUUUUUUCGUCGUAGUUUUACAAACGUCGGGUUGAGUCGCCGGGUCUUCCGUCAACCAUCGCUUCGCUCUGACCGACAUGUGACUCGGCGAACACAUGACUUGGAGUCACGUGUUGGCAAUAGCCCUGGGCAGGGCGAGAUUGCUUUACGACGUCCUCCAGCUGUGAGCGUGCACAAGAUGUGCUGGGAAACACUGCCGGGAAGGCGUGUUGCUCGCUCAGUGCGCUCUUGGCGUCGGCAUGGACUUCACACAGGCCGUCCGGUCAGGACAGAGAGGGCAUCUUCCACGUUCAUUUCUGGGUUAACGGACACUGCGGUGAGAAUCACGCGAAGAGUGUGCCCGUGACGAUCUCCGGUUGAAAGAGAUUGCUAAGCUCAUGCAGGAACAGGGACAGAGAGCCCCUUUUUUAUCAAUCCACACGCCUCCGAGUCUCUAAGCUAUCUGCGUCUGUGUGUGGCCUUGUUUUUACACUGCGGGGUGCUAUUGGUGUCACGUGACGAGACGAAGUUAAUGUUCAUUGGGAACUCUCAACGCUAGCGGUGCACCACCCCGUGACAGAGCGAUCAUCGCCAGAAGCUGACGUCACAGAGAUAGUUCUGAAUUCGAUAAUCUUGAACCGGAUACAGGGCCGGAUUAACGCAGUGGAAUUGCGGGUUGCGGGAAUAAUACAGCUGUAUAAUAGUUGAAACACUUUACACGAGCACCGUGAUACGUCCUAAAGAUGAUUUUGGUAAAUAAAGCCAUGGCUUCGCGAUGUGUUUUACUCGUAGUUAGGUACCGAUGUUCAUUUUAACUUUGGAGCGGUAAAAGCUAGAUUGAAAACGAAUUUCUUUCGAACUGCUUUUUGUAUUUAGUUUGUUGUACUUCCCCAGUACCUCCGAUUAGCACGGUUGGCUAUGUACGGUGCGAAAGAAGUUCAACGUACACACAAAUACAAUAAAUACAGCCGGAAGUGAAAUCACCGAGGUGAAACGGCCUUCGAGCGGUUGGUGCCUGGCAGAGGAUUGGUGGUGACCCCGACGACGGGCGAUGGGAAGGAGUUGCGCUUGAGGCCAGCAGACAACGUUAACUUCGGGACACGAGGACAGCCGUUGUGAACCUAAUGGGACUGUCCCGGCCACACUGGGACGUUUUAUAGCAGUCACGGAUCCUGGGGGGUGGGGGGGGCAAUGGGGUGAAUCUUGACCCCCCCCCUCCCCCCUUGACACCCAUAAAUUUGCUAUCUUAUUGAUAUUUACCAACCAACACGCAUUCAAUGAUUUAGCAUUUAAUAUAGGGCCCUAUUUUUAAAAGCUUAAAAUUUUACCACUGGCCCCGCUCCCACGCCUUUUGAAGUUGUUAAACCCACCCUCUCCUUAGUAGCCUUAAGCCAUGAUGAACUCCCGGCCACUGCUGCCUAACCGUGUUUCAUGGGAGAGAGGGUUGCAGAUUCUUGGCAUGCAACCAAACUCACAGCUCCCCCCCCCCAGUCCAACCCCCACACACAAAGCCACCGAUGGCAUUACCGCGUGACGCACGCUUCUUCUCUUUGGAGAGGAGGCAAGAAAACAAAAAACACACUGCCAUGUUCUCUCCCCGGCUCGGUAAACAGGCUGGGUGUUGACAGAGGGUGAGCGAGCGGGCGGGCGGGGGAUGGAGAGUGUCGCUGCGGGCCAAGCACCACGCGAGUGCCGUGCGACGUUCCAGCAAAAGAGAGGUGGGGGGGGGAGAUCUCACGGUGAUGCCGGCAGAGAGCGGGCAGAGAGCGGGCAGGGAGAGGGCCGCACGAGGGAGGGUUUCUCCGUCUCUCGAUUACCGCCGGGGAGCAGUGUUCGUGUCAUCGCCACCCAGUGAGGGUGACCCACAGAAGAAGAAUGUGCGAGAGGCCGCGUGCGGUUUGGGCGUUCUCUCUUUGGCUGGGUGAAGAGGCAGACCUGAGCGGGGGGUGUCUCCGCCACCGGGCUCACGAUGGCCGUGAAUGUUUACUCGACGUCGGUGACGAGCGACAACCUGAGCCGCCACGACAUGCUGGGAUGGAUCAACGACUCGCUGGACCUGUGCUACGGCAAGGUGGAGCAGCUGUGCACCGGCGCGGCCUACUGCCAGUUCAUGGACAUGCUCUUCCCGGGCAGCAUCUUGCUCAAGAAGGUGAAGUUCCAGGCGCGGCUGGAGCACGAGUUCAUCCACAACUUCAAGAUGCUGCAGGCGUCCUUCAAGAAGCUGAACGUGGACAAGAUCAUCCCCGUGGACAAGCUGGUGAAGGGCCGCUUCCAGGACAACUUUGAGUUCGUGCAGUGGUUCAAGAAGUUCUUCGACGCCAACUACGACGGCAACGAGUAUGACGCGCUGGGCGGGCGUCAGGGCCAGGACGUGCCCCCGCCCCCGAUCCCGGGCCAGCAGAUCUUCAACAAAGCCAGGGCCCGGCCCGCGAUGGCGGCCGGGAGGCCAUCCCCCGCCGGACCGACCGGGCCCCGGCGCUCCAGCGGCCCCCCGACUCGGGGGACCCCCCUCUCGCGACCUCGCAACGGCACCAACCAGCAGGAGAACGCCAUUGCCGCCGAGAUCAACAACGAGCUGGUGGACCUCAAGGAGAAGGUGGACGCCCUGGAGAAGGAGCGUGACUUCUACUACUCCAAGCUGAGGGACGUGGAGCUGCUGUGCCAGGAGCAGGACGAGGAGGAGGAGCCCAUCGUGCGGCGAAUCCUCGACAUCCUCUACGCCACGCAGGACGGAUUCUCCGUGGACAAUGUUCCCGAGGAGGAGCCGGAGCCCGAGGAGCAGGACGAGUACUGAGGACGACGCCGUCCGCGUCGCCUGCGGGGUUGUGGAUUCGCGACAUGGAGCAGCGGCGCGGUGUCAGAGUGAAGAUUCAGCGGCGGCAGGGGUGGCAGCUUCCCUCGGGAGUCUCAUCACACGGUGGAAUUAAGAAGAUUAAGGAGGUUAAGGAGGCAUUUGUGCCCACGAAGAUGGUCUUUCCCCACAACGCCUCUUCCUCUCUGCUGCUACUGCAACUUCACUGUGCGUUAUAUUCCGAACUAUUGAAGUCAAACAUUAAAUCCCACGAGGAGACGUCCCUGUAACGACCAAGGUUUGCGCACGCACGUCCACCACAUUGUUAGAAUAGCCACAACGUCGUUCUCCUUAUUUGAUGCUGGCUCCGUGUCCGAUUUUAUCCCGAUCGUACCAUCGCCGUUACGUUAUCGAACGCAAUUUGUAUUAUAAGCGUCCCCGGGGGCCAUACCUAGCCUUACGGGGGCCACCAGCUGAAGGAACCCAGCUGCAGACAAGUGCCACUGUUCACCGGAGACACCGGAGUCAUCGGUCGAUGCUGGAACUUCCACCAGUGGCUCAGGACCAGCAAAUGAUAUUCGCGCCGCCUGACGCUCGUCUGAGCAAGAGGACACAAACACGUUUAUAACUUUUAUUGAUUUUUUUAGAAUCUGUUCAUUUUUUUCUUCUUCCCGGUUUAAUUUUGAUCGCGCGACCGGCAGAGCCGCGCGGCCCACGAAGUUGCUAUCACAGAGCUAGCGCCGAGAUCCCUCUGACAGAGAGACGACUUUCUACAAAGCCGCACACGGAACCCCCAGCGGUCCUUGCGAGUGCGGCAGCUAACUUCACGACAGUGUGAGCCUGCGGACGUGCAGCGCCACCGCUCUCCUUCUCUCAGCUUCUCGCCCGGCAAUUCCACCUCGUCACAGCAACCGCUGGCGUCUUGGCGUUUUGGGCCCUUUGCUCAGAAACCGUGGUUUAAAGGAAAAGAGAAAAAAAAAACUACUGCGGGUUUAAAUCGUCGCAUCUUAAUUUUUAUGUCUUUAAAAAAUGUUUUCGUACAAGGUAUUGUGUCGCCUUGCUGAAUAUAGCUGCAAUACGGUCGGUCUCUUUUACGUUCUAGUAGUAGGGUAUGAUGAAACACUUGAAUAGGAAGCCUUCUAAUGGAACGACGGUGACACACACACUGUAGAGAAAAUGCACUUUUGUAAUGCAGCAGGCUAACCAUUGCGCCUGACAAUCAAAUGUGUCGUUUGCUGGCUGGGCCUGGCCGGCACACGACCCAGACACGGCCCUCGACUCUGUCCUCAACCCGCCAGGUACGCGUGCCGCUCGUCGCGCCGUUCGUCUCCGGAGAAGAAAUGCAUCUCGGUGUCCAGGCCGGAGUAGGUGGCUGCGUGCCGAGUAGCCAUGGCCGAGCGAGGUGUACAACAAGAUGUGUUUUUGCCGGGUGCAGGGACAUUUUAUUUGUUGCCGACCCGGACAGACCGGGUUGAAAUUAUGCCCUGUGGAAAUCAUCCCAGUCGGUUGAAUGAGUAAAUGGGCGUCACGCGCGUGUGAGCGUCGUAUGAAUGUGUUGGGAAUCUCACGGAAUGCCGUCCGUGUGGACAUCGUUUUUCCGAUAUAACGUGUGGUAUAUAUCGUCGUUGAUUUCUCCAGCCGAAGCCAAUUUCGCCUGUUGUGAGAGUUUUGUUAAUUUCACUAGGUACCUCUGUCAUGCCUCAAGGGAAAGGGUUUGGCGGGAUUAGUCGUCAUGUUAUGUGAUGGCUGAAUGGUACGUUCUGCGUCGUCUGCAGUGGUUAAAAAAAAAAAACACAAACUUGUGUCGAAAAACACGGUAAAAUACUGAUUGAUCACGUGAUUAAAAAAAAACGACACUAAAUGUGAUUUUAAAUAUUUUUUAUUAACAAUAAGAAUAACUUACAGCCCUUUGUUAAAUCCACGACUGGACGAGGGCCUUCCCAUGCCGUGUCUGUCAUGGGAGUUGUUUAUUUUUAAGGAUAGAUUCCGAUGUCACGGUCUUAGCCGUUGGCCAGAAUUAAAGUGAGGCCACCGCAUCACCGUUCCCACCGAGUGCCAUCACGUUCCAGUCACCAUUGUAACAGUCGGGGGGUGUACAUUUGCAGACGGAAACAUUGCACUGCAUAAUGUCAGCAAAACACUUUUGAGGAAUCUGCACCAUAUCCAGUAUUUUCUAAAAAUGUCUUCCUCUCCGCCAAUCAUGGCAAGUCUUGUUGGAAAUUUCGGAAAAUUGUCUUGACAGGUUUGAAAAAAUAAAUAUUUAAAUGGCGUAAAAACUAUUGGAUGCAGAGUUGUAUCUGUUUUUUUUUUCAUCUACGCAAGUUACAUAUAUGCCAGCAAUAUUUGUCCCAGAAAGUAUGACACAGGUCGACAUUGAAGAGGAAUUCUACUCCAGCCGACAACGUAUGUUUGAGAAAUGUUUUGGAGUUCGGCUCUUUAUUAUGUUUAGGGGUUUCAAUAACACAAAACAUGUUAAGGCAGAGACCUCAACCCCCAUUGGCUGUUUGAUGAACAUUGUAUAAGAUUGGGUCUGUGAGAUUCAGUACAAUUCCACUUGUAAUACUGUAGUUACUUAUAAUGAACGAUGAUUUGCCAGCCCGCUGCUGGACGAUGACCUCUCCGCCCCGAGUGGGUCGUCAGCCUUGUGUGACCGGACUUAUCCACUGUGGCACUGGAGGGGAAGACGGUGGCCAGUACCGGAUAGCAGCGGCAAGGAAGACGGCUUGAAGUUCGACAAGACCGAAAUCUGGAGAAAACAUCUCUCAAGGAUUCAUUGUUGUAGGCGACGUGACCACGAAUUGUGUGUUACACUCACAUACAGAUUUUAUAAUGGCCACAUCUUUAUAUGACUACGGUAGCACACCGUCUAUUACACAUGGGGCUGUUUGGGUUCUGAUUAAUGGCAUGGCACCGCGGUGGCAUUCAUAGUUGUAACUGGGUCAAAUCCCAAAUAGACUUUAUUGACCCCAGUCUUGUUUGUAUCUGCUACUGCACAAUUGUUUUUUUUUAAACGUUAGUACACAAUCUAUUACACAUGGGGCUGUUUGGUUUCUGGUAAGUGGCAUGGCACCGCGGUGACACUCAUAGUCGUAACUGGGCCAAAUCCCAAAGAUACUUUAUUGACCCCGGCCUUGUUUGCGUCUACUACAGCACAGUUUAUUUUUUUAAACGUGCCAACGAUUUCACUUGUGGCCGUGCAGCGACCUCUAGUGCGCGUUUCAACUGGGAAAUCGUGUCCGGUGGCUUUACGCCAAUUUACCGAAAUGCGCCCAGAUGUUGGAAAGAAAGUCGGGAAGGUUCCAGCCAAGAUAAUCGUUGCGAUGGGACUCACUGUGCAUGGGGACUGGCGUGACUACGCGAUAUGCAGUACAGCAACAUCAAUUGUUGUGUACUGUACUCUAUGCGCCCCCCUCUCCCGCCCUUCAACCCGCACUUAGCAGCAUGGUGAAGUAUGGUCAAAAGACUCCCACGGAAUGAGGAGGCCCUAAAUGUGCCAUGAUAAAUGAUUAUCUCCCGUGUACAUGAUCGUAAUGGCCUUCCCCACGCCGUGUUUGACCAUACUUCCCACGUUGAUAAGUGCUGCUUGAUGCACAUGGGGGUACAAUUUUACAGGCAAUGUUGCGACUGAAUUCUAUCUAAAACACGGACUGAACGCUUCGUGUAGCGUUAACAAUUGUUACUUUCUUAACAUCAGUAGGAAUUGUAACGUUUGUAAAAAAAAAGGCUCUGCGACAACUGAAUUACAUACGCCGAUUAAAUCAUAAUCGAAACACUGUAAAAUAAUAAAAGAAUGGAACCGUUA